Messenger RNA from Pecten maximus, 7685 nucleotides. Its product is annotated as DNA (cytosine-5)-methyltransferase PliMCI-like. Gene Ontology annotation, molecular function: DNA binding; zinc ion binding; DNA (cytosine-5-)-methyltransferase activity. NCBI's taxonomy places the organism in Eukaryota, Metazoa, Mollusca, Bivalvia, Pectinida, Pectinidae. Gene Ontology annotation, cellular component: nucleus. The record is from RefSeq and is a predicted model, not a curated record.
UUUCGCGGGAAACUUUCUUCGAAGGAGUAAGGCAGAAAUCAGAAAUAUUUUCUGAAUUAUAAGUAUUGUUGAAGGUAACAAGCGAUAAUGCCUGGCGCAACUCUUCCAAGGCCAUCGUUGGAUGAAGACAUCAAGAAAAAAUUGUCUGAACUGGAUGAAGAAAUGAAAGAUGGAGAUAUCACAGAAAAGGGCUAUUGGAAGAAAAAAUGUCGACUGCUUGGUGACAGUAUCCCUGACAAGACUAGAGAGGAAGUCCUUUCUCUGGAGAAUGAUUUUAAAGAUGAAAUUAUAACGGAGAAGGGAUAUUAUAAAAAGCUGCAGAAGCUUUUUGAUUUAUACCUCAAACUGACUGAGGCAUCAAAAGAUGUAAUUCAGAAAGAGGAACAUGAAAAAAAGCAAAAUGGAAACCAGGAAGACAAAGAUGGAGGGACUAACGGACACUCAAAUGGAAUGGAGAGUAACGGUCACUCAAAUGGAAUGGAAACUAACGGUCACUCAAAUGGAAUGGAGACUAACGGUCACUCUAAUGGAAUGGAGACUAACGGUCACUCAAAUCGAAUGGAGACUGAAGACAUCACAGAAAAUGGUACUAACAGAAGUACGGUAACAAACGGAGCAAAAGUUUCCAACGGAUCAAAUGGCAUGUCUGAGGAGGAAAACAAAGCUGAAGUAAAAGAGGAGAUAAUGGAGGUCAAUGAAAAGGAAGGCAACAGCGGUGAAGAAAGAGCUGAAGAGAAUGGCGUUGAAGUGAAAUCUCCUCGAGAAACUACUGGUAGAAAGGGCAGAGGUCGUUCAAACAAGAACUCCACUGGUGCUGCUCAACCUUCCAUCAUGUCAAUGUUCAGCAAAGUGCCAGCCAAGAGGAAGUCCACAGCUGAAGAGGAGGAGAGUGUGAAAUGUGAGGAAGAAAAAGAUUUGAAAAAAGCCAAAAUAGAGAAUGGUGACGAAGACAAGAUGGACACAGAUGAUCAGGUUACAGGGGAAUUACGAGACAAGGCAAAGAUUGAACCAAGUCCUGUACCUAAAUUGCCUCCUGCUAAAUGUCGUGAAUGUAAACAGCUGCUGGACGACCCAGAUCUGUUGAUGUUUCCUGGUGAUGCUGAGGAUGCAGUGGAGGAGUUUAUAGCAUUGACCAACCCAAAGUUGUCUGUGUUUACUGGUGAUGAAGAGAAUAUCAACAGUUAUGAUGAACGGCCACAACAUAAAAUCACGAAUUUCAGUGUGUACGACAAAAACACCCAUCUGUGUCCGUUUGACACAGGACUGAUAGAGAAGAAUGUCCUACUCUACUUCAGUGGCUCCCUUAAACCAAUAUUUGAUGAGAACUCUAGUCCUGAGGGUGGUGUGGCUUGUCGAAACAUGGGCCCAAUCAAUGAAUGGUGGACAGCAGGCUUUGAUGGUGGAGAGAAUGCACUAAUCGGAUUCAGUACAGCCUAUGCCGAGUAUAUUUUGAUGGGUGCUAGUGAAGCAUAUAAACCAUUCAUGGAUACUAUGAGAGAGAAGAUUCACAUCAGUAAAGUCGUCAUCGAGUUUCUUCAGCGCCACCAGGAUGCUACAUACGAGGAUCUUCUCAACAAAAUAGAGACAACAGUUCCUCCAACCGGUUUGUUGAGUCUGACUGAGGACUCUCUGCUGCGGCAUGCCCAGUUCGUUGUGGACCAGGUCCAGAGCUAUGAUGAGGCUGCUGACGAGGAUGAAGGGCUCUUGAUUACAACGGCCUGUGUGAGAGGUCUCAUCAAAUUGGCUGGAGUCACCCUAGGCAAACGUCGUGCCUUGAGGAAAGAAUUACGCAAGGACAAAGAGAAGAAGGAGAAGAAACCUGUUCACACAAUGGCAACUGUAACACCACUGGUCAGUGAAAUAUUUGAUAAAAUGUUUCAAGGUCAAAUUGAUGAAAAAAAUGGACAAGGAACCAAGCGAAGACGAUGUGGAAUAUGUGAGGUAUGUCAGCAGUCGGACUGUGGUAAAUGUCGCGCAUGCCAGGACAUGAUCAAGUUUGGUGGCACAGGCAAGUCCAAACAGGCUUGUAUGGAACGCAGGUGUCCAAACAUGGCAGUAAAAGAUGCAGAAGAUGAUGAUUUGGGAGAGGAAGAUGACGAUGAUAAGAAACUUCAAAUGGAUGAGGUGAUGGCACCAGAUAAAAAGCACAGACUGUCGGUCAAUACAAAGACAAAACUCAAGUGGAUUGGAGAGCCAAUGAAGGUUGAUGGAAAAAAUACCUACUACAGCCACGUCAGCAUUAAUGGACAGGAGGUCACAAUUGAUGACUACAUCUCGGUGAAGCCUGAGAGCCUCUCUAUGGCUGUGUACUUGGCCCGUGUCGUAUACAUGUGGGAGGAUGCCCAUGGCAGCAAGAUGUUCCACGCCCACUGGUUCUGCCGAGGUACAGACACUGUGUUGGGAGAGACUUCUGACCCACAGGAAUUGUUCUUGAUGGAUGACUGUGAAGACUGUAAGCUAGAAACUGCCAUUGGACUCGUCGAGGUUAUUCACAAAAAAACUCCUUCAAAUUGGGGAAUGCUGGGAGGAAUAGAACAUGCAGAUGAAGAUAUUGACAGAGAGGACGAAAAUACCUACUUCUAUCAGAAAUGGUAUGAUUGUGAUCUGGCACGGUUUGAAGACCCACCUGUAUGCGACUUUCAGCCUGCAGAUCAUCUGAAGCACAAGUUCUGUACCAGCUGCCACAGACUGAAUCUACUGAGAAAGAAGGAGAACCCUGCCCUGGGAGAGGAGAUCAGUGUAGACAAUGGGACAUCCAGUCGGGUGUACUACAACUGUGUCAGACGGGAUGGACUGGAGUACAAAGUGGGAGACUGUUGUUACAUUGAGCCUGAUGGCUUCAGCUUCAAUGUGAAGCCUGCUGUCCCCAAAAAACCAAAACAGGAAAAAACAGAUGUAGAUGAGGAGCUCUACCCAGAGGCUUAUAGAAAGACUGAGUACAUCAAGGGCUCCAAUGACAAACUGCCCAGCCCGUUCAGGGUUGCCCGCAUACUACAGAUCUUUUGUAAAAAGUCUUACACCUCAAAGAUUUCUGACAUGACAGACAUCAGAUUAAAAGUUGCCAAAUUCUACAGGCCAGAAGACACUCACAAAGGAGUGACGGCAGGAUACCACACGGACAUGAACACACUUUACUGGUCAGAUGAAGAAGCUACAGUGGAGUUUCAGCUGGUGCGGGGCAAGUGUGAGAUUGUGUUCAGUGAGAAUAUCCGUGAUUUGGAUGACUACUUUUCUAAAGCUCCUGACAGGUUCUAUUUUACAGAGAUGUAUGACAGUGAGAACAAGAUGUUUGAGGAGCCCCCUAGUAAAGCAACACAAUGUGGCUCCAAGGGCAAGGGGAAAGGAAAGGGCAAAGGUAAAGGAAAGAGUUCAGCAGCGGUACCGGACAUUGAGGAGAAGUCGGUGGACUUCGAAAGGCUGCGCUGUCUCGAUGUGUUUGCUGGCUGUGGAGGUUUGUCCGAGGGCUUCCACCAGGCUGGUAUGGCGGAGAGUCGCUGGGCCAUUGAGAAGGAAGAACCUGCCGCUCAGGCAUUCAGACUUAACAACCCUGGAUGUGAAGUGUUUACAGAUGACUGUAAUAUCCUUCUCCGCCUAGUCAUGGAUGGGGAGACAACUAAUGACAGAGGUCAGAAACUGCCACAGAAAGGGGACGUGGAGUUGCUAUGUGGUGGACCUCCGUGUCAGGGUUUCAGCGGUAUGAAUAGAUUUAACAGUCGAGAGUACUCAAAAUUCAAGAACUCUCUGAUAUCAUCAUAUUUAUCUUACUGUGACUACUACCGACCUCGCUACUUCCUGUUGGAGAACGUCAGAAAUUUUGUCUCCUACAAGCGCAGCAUGGUACUGAAACUGGCCCUACGUUGUCUCAUCCGUAUGGGGUACCAGUGUACAUUUGGGGUGCUACAGGCUGGUAGUUACGGAGUGGCCCAAACUCGCAGGAGGGCAAUCAUCCUAGCAGCAGCCCCUGGACACAAAUUGCCUUUCUAUCCAGAACCCCUUCAUGUGUUUGCUCCACGAGCCAUGCAGCUGUCUGUACAAGUAGACGAGAAAAAGUUUUGCUCUAAUAUUACGAGGAUGGAGGCUGCACCUUUCAGGACCAUCACUGUUCGAGACACAAUGUCAGAUUUGCCGGAGAUUCGCAAUGGAGCCAAGGCAGAGGAAAUCUCUUAUCAAGGGGAUGGCCAGUCACACUUCCAGAAAUUGAUCCGAGGGAGGCAGCACCAGCCUAUCCUCAGAGAUCACAUUUGUAAAGAAAUGUCUGCACUUGUCCACGCCCGUAUGCAACACAUUCCCCUGGCUCCAGGAUCUGACUGGCGCUCACUCCCUAACCUGGAAAUCAGGCUGUCAGACGGCACAAAGACCAAGAAACUACGAUAUACCCACCAUGACAAACAGAAGGGCAAGAGCAGCAGAGGUUAUCUGAGAGGUGUGUGUUCCUGUGCUGAGGGUAAGUCCUGUGAGACGAUGGACCGUCAGUUCAACACUGUUAUCCCCUGGUGUCUCCCCCACACAGGAAAUCGCCACAACAACUGGUCAGGACUGUAUGGACGGCUGGAGUGGGAUGGAUUCUUCUCUACCACCGUCACCAAUCCAGAACCCAUGGGAAAACAGGGUCGUGUGUUGCAUCCAGAGCAACACCGUGUGGUUAGUGUAAGGGAGUGUGCCCGCUCACAGGGAUUCCCGGACACCUAUCGAUUCUUUGGUACCAUCCUCGACCGUCACAGACAGGUUGGGAAUGCAGUACCACCCCCGAUGGCUAAGGCAAUUGGGUUGGAAAUCCGGAAGUGUUUGGAAUGGAAUGCACAGCAAAAGGUGGAAACUGAAAAAGUCAAAGAGGAGUCUGCAAAGGACAUAGAAAUGGCAGAUGUCAAGGAAGAGAUCAGUGAUGUAAAGCCAAAGGUGGAGAAAAUGUCUCCGUGUAAACCAGGUUCAUCGUCAUAGCGAUGGUGUUUUGGACUUCUUGAAGACUAAAUGCCAUCAUUACACCUGGAUAGAAAACCUGGAAAGCAACCUAAAUGUGUAUUUCUCAUUGGUUUUGACAAUCUGCACUUAGAACUAUCCUGGGAAUGUUUGAGGAUGAGAUUUCACAACUAGUCCGGACAAAACACUCUAAGAAUCGCCCAGAGAAAGUACAGUGAGAAUUCUUGACUAGCGUGGUUUACAAUUUUCUGAAGAUCUUGUCCCCUGUCACCAGUUUCUACAUGUAGGUAGCGAACUGACAUCCUAGUGAUAUGGAAUAUUAUUGUGAGAGAUUGUGGCUGGGUUCGGAGUGAUUUGAAUGAACUUGUGUGAACAUAAAAAAAAGAUACCCCAUGUCUCCAUUGCAUACAAUUUUAUCACUCUUAUUUUCUUUCAUCAUGGUACCAAUGUGAGGGAUUGUGGCAUGGUUCGGAGUGAUUUGAAUGAAGUUGUUCGAAUAUAACAAAAACACCUGUCUCUGUUGCGUACAAUUUAAUCACAGAGUAUAAACGGUAGCUCAAUUGUGACGUCACGAACAGGCGAAAAGGGGAGAUAAUGAUGUUGCACUAAUCCCUGACAAUUAUAUGAUAAAUGGAACAUGUUCAUAAAACAGCAGGUAUCACUUGAAUUUCUUAAAAUGCAUGUUAUAAUUAAAGUUCCGGCCAGUUUCACCAAUAUUCCUGAACUUGAAGAAGUUCCUUAACAAGUUGCCUGGUACUAACCGUAGGCCUGUGGUUUUUCUCUCGGUACUCCAGCUUUCUUCCACCUCCAAAACCUGGCAAGUACUUAAAUGAACCUGGUUGUUAAAGGAUACUUAACAAAAAAAACCUAAACCAAAUAUACCUUAACAAAUUUUUCCUUUAAGCCUUUAUUUUAAUGCUUUACUACAAAAUAAAUCGUCAGUUCAGGAAUUUCUUCAAGUCGGAAAUGUUGAUGAAACUUGGGCCAAGUGUUACUCAUUGUAUAUACAUGUACAUGUGAUAAUUCUGUGAGAAGUAGGGUGUGAUCAAGUCUGCAUUAUGAUUCAUUUUAUCCAUGUAAAGUAAAAGUAACAUGGCAAGGCAUACACCAUCAUCAAUUAACUACAAUGUCAAUUAUCAAUUAUCAAAUCCUUUCUGAUAAUAUGUCAAGAUGCAGGAUCAAUUUCAUUGUCUUUAAUUUAAAGAUGUUGUGUUAUAACUUAUAUUAAAGUUUCUUACCUGUAUUUUUUAUUUUGAUAUUCGCUGUUGAAAUGUCAAACUGUCUACACAAAAUUCAGAGAAAAAAUAAUAGUGUUUGAUAUUCUGAGGAUGUGUCCUAUUACAACACAUUCUUUCUGGAGAUUUAUUGACUCUGUAACGAGACGAUCAUGAUUGAACACACAAUGUAAUGAGCCGAUCAUGAUUGAACACACAAAUAUCUUUGAAAAACCAUGAAUUUUCAGUAUCUAAAUUGUGUAUGAUUCCUGUGUAUGGAGAUCUAGAGUAUUCAUGUUGUGGUUAAAUUAAGUAAAAGUGAGAGUGAAGCUAUAACUGCAGAUAUUGUAACUGGGUAUUGGAUGGAAUAGAAAAUGGGGUUGACAUUUGGAUAAAAUAACUGAAAAUUUUUAAUAUAAUGCAUUUUGAAUUUUACCCAAUCUGAACACCUGAAAUCUUAAAUGAAAUGUCAUAGAUAUUUUGUCAGAGGAAAGUUGCUAAACUUUGUUGUACAUACUACAAAUCAGAUUGGGUAACUGUAAAUACUACAAUCAGUUGUCACAUGGGACAAUGUUCAUUUCCAUUGAUUCUCUCAUUUCUGUCAUUCUUAAUGUCUGAUCAUGAAAAGGAUUUUUGAAUAAGAUUGUAUAUAUGAAAUUCUUCCUAUGAUUAUGUAUUUAUUUUUCACACAUUCAGCUCCUGAGUAUAAAUCUGUUUUGAUUGAGGUUUAUAAGAGCAGUCAUAAUGUGUUAACCAUAUUGAUACUUUCUCUACAAUUAUAAUUAUAUUGACUUACAUGCUACCAAGCCAAAGAUUUCUGAUGUUUUAUCGGCCUUUUAAAAAUCUGAUAUGGGUCAACUAACAUCAGAACUCCUGCCAUAGGAAAAAGAGGGAGAAUGGCCGACCAAUAUCUGGUUAGCACUGCAGUGUAUGUUUUAAACUUUUCAAUACUAUCAUGUGAAUUGAAAACAUGAAUUAGACGUUAAUUAUUUUUUAACAAACCUGACCAUACAGGUAUACAUGUUGACAUAUAUGAACCAACUCAAUGCUCUAUGAGUUUCCAAAAAUUUUCGGCCAUGUUUGUAACGAUUGCCUAAUGCCUCGGGCUGAAAACAGUUUCUGGUGAGACUUUUAAUCACAAUUUACUUUUCAAAUAUGGCAGAAAAUAUUUGGAAGCACACAAGUUCAAUUACCUCUGUUGAAAAAUGACCGAUGUUUCGAUAUGAUUUCUGUCCACACAAUGGUAUUGAAUAGUUCCAUCUCUUUUCAGUUUUCACCAUGGCAGGAGUUAUGAUACUUGGAUUAACAUGUGACCUGUAAAUGUAUGGAGUAACUUAUUGUAUAAUGUUUGGUUACAUAACGUGUACUGUCCUAUUGUAUAAUGUUUGAUUAUAUAACGUGUCCUGUUCUAUGAUGAUGUGUCAUGUUUAACAGUUCUAUUUGUUAUUUAUACACAUCAGGCUCUAUAGUGCUAUUUUUCAAAUCAACAACAUUAUCUGCAAUACAUGAAAUAGGACAUUGCAGAAUGUAAAAAAUAAACCAUUUUCUUUUGUA